UCUCCCUCCUGAACGUCCUGGGCUUGGACUGCAGCUUUGUAAGGCUUCUGAGCAGUUCUGGACCUCAGCCCUCGAGAUGGUGGUGCCUACAUGCAGGGUUGCUCCGUUGCUCACCAGCAUGGAAGAGGCAGAUGGGUUCCCCGAGGAUAGACAACUCACAUGCUUCUCCAAUGCCGUAUUCAUUCACGAAGAUAGCAAUAUUUUAACUGUAGAAGUCAUCAAGAAUUUGGAGGCUGCUGUGGCACGGGGGGAUGGGGUGGAAGUGGUCUCUAGAGUCAAGGAGAUCAUACAGAAGGCAUCCAGAACCCCAGUGAAAAUCGCUGUGACUGGGGACUCUGGAAAUGGCAUGUCAUCCUUCAUCAAUGCUCUUAGAAACAUUGGGCAUGAGGAGGAGGACUCAGCUCCCACUGGGGUGGUGAGGACCACCGAGAAACCGGCCUGUUACUCCUCCAACUUCCCCAGCGUGGAGCUGUGGGACCUGCCUGGCACAGGGACCACAGCCCAGAGCAUGGAGGACUACAUAGAUGAGAUGCAGUUCGACACAUACGACCUGGUCGUCAUCAUCGCUUCUGAGCAGUUCAGCUCGAACCAUGUGAAGCUGGCCAAAGCUAUGCAGAGCAUGAGGAAGAGGUUCUAUGUCGUGUGGACCAAGCUGGACAGGGACCUCAGCACAAGUGCCCUCGCUGAACCCCAGCUACUGCAGAGUAUCCAAAGGAAUAUCCAGGAGAACCUCCAGAAGGAGGAGGUGAGGGAGCCCCCCACGUUCCUGGUAUCCAACUUUACCCCCUUUUCCCACGACUUCCCAAAGCUUAGGGAGAUGCUACAAAAGGACCUCUCCGAUGGCAGGAGGGAAGGUCUCCUAGAAAUUCUUUUCAAAAUCUGUGAGGAUACUAUCAAGGAGAGAGUGGGAUCCAUUGAAAGGAGCAUAGACACAGGGACUCUAGACAAAGAUUUUAGAAUCCUGAAUCCAGAUAACCUGGUAGAGAUUCAGAAAGCCUUCCAAAAAGCCUUUGGCGUGGAUGACGAGUCUCUCCACCAGGUGGCUCUGAGUAUGGGAAAGAAUGACAUAAAGUUCCAGGGUGAACAAGAUGGCUGGGCAUCCUCCUGGUUGUACCAAACUGGAUCCCAACUUUUCCUUACAAGUCUUGACCACGUGCAGUGCUGCUUUACGUCUCAUUCGUACAGAUGCAAGCAACAGAAGCGUGUACUGGAUGAAGUUGCUGAGAGUACCAAGGGCAUCCUGCGCAAUAUCCUGAAGGAGUCCAUUAACCUUCCUUUGGAAGAUCUGGACAGCUGAGGUCCUCUCCCCAGAUCUGUCUACCCUAUGGGUACCUCCAGUUGAGCUGACAUUCCCUACGGGUUCCAAGUUUCCUUGAGGUUAAUAGGUCAACUUUCUUUU
Molecule: messenger RNA, 1399 nt
Organism: Acomys russatus (golden spiny mouse)
Lineage: Eukaryota; Metazoa; Chordata; Mammalia; Rodentia; Muridae
Product: immunity-related GTPase family M protein-like
Exons: 3
Coding region: 77-1297 (406 amino acids)
Biological process (GO): defense response; cellular response to interferon-beta
Cellular component (GO): endoplasmic reticulum membrane
Molecular function (GO): GTPase activity; GTP binding
Source: RefSeq, a predicted model, not a curated record